UGAUAUAGAUGCGAAGCAACUUUAACAUGUUUUAUGAAAUAAUUCAAAUGAAUUUGUUUAUCUCAUUUUUGUUUUAUCACUUGUUUUCAGUACUCAUUUAGCUUUACGUAUUUUUUCACACAUUAUUUUAAUCCUUCGACAAAAUAUCCCUAAAUUCUGGUGUAAACAAUAACGUCAAAAAAUCAAUACGAAAUGACUAAUUUAGUUACUCAGAUUUCUUAAGCAACGUUGGAAUGUGCAUAUCAUGCGGUUAUAUGAUUUAUGAUUCAUUGACAAUGAUCAUGUACUUAAAAGGUGCUUCAUUAUGGACUUACAUAAUCCAUCAUUCGAUUGUUAUCUGGGGAAGUUCAGCAUUUUUAUCUAAUGAAAUUGGAAAAUACUAUGCAUAUUUGAAGUAUCUGACAGAACUUUCUACUCCCUUCAUUAAUCUCAGGUGGUUUCUGCGUACAUGUGGAUAUUCUUCAGAUCACAAAUACGUUGCCAUAACAACCUCUUUAUUUGCCGUCACAUUUAUUCUAACAAGAAAUAUUUGUGCUGUUCCAUUUUGGUAUUUGGUAUCCUACAAUAUACAUCAUCAUACCAGUGAAGCACAACGGAUAUUUCUUAUAGAUGCCUUCAAAAUUUAUUUUAUUUUGGGUAUCAUACUUGACAUACUGAAUCUAUUCUGGGGUGCAAUUAUAUGUUCAAUGUUAUGGCAAUCAAUCAAAGUUUUGAAAAAUUCACAGUGUGCAGAAUCAGAAUGACUGUCAUGUUAAAUGAUUUGAAUUCCAUGGCUGCUGUUCUUAUUACUAAUAAAUGACCUUAGUUUUUACUAUAAUUCAAAAAC
This is a messenger RNA of Schistosoma margrebowiei, 826 nucleotides long. The record is from the annotation of a GenBank genome assembly. NCBI's taxonomy places the organism in Eukaryota, Metazoa, Platyhelminthes, Trematoda, Strigeidida, Schistosomatidae.